CGCCAUCGUUGUACUCUUUAGUUGGAUGCGCAUGCGCUAAAGAUUCAUCGCCACGGUCACCCUCCGUGGAACAGGAGACUGGCUGAUGUACACUGCAGGGUGCACAUUUUACAGAAUAGAGUUUUGCUGAUGUGAUGCUGGAGGAUCAGGCUGUGGUGUGCUGAGCCCCACAUGGCUGUUCGAACCAUGGACUCUGAGUCAGCCCGGACACCUUCUAAAGGAGGCCACUCCCUGCUGUCUGCUGGGGUUCUGAGUGCCAGGCUGGGCCCUCAAAGAAAGCACUAUGUCUGCGGCUCCAUUGCUGCUUUUACCAAUAUUGUGGUGACUUUCCCCAUCCAGAAGGUCCUGUUCCGCCAGCAGCUGCAUGGUGUGUUAGCCACUGAGGCAGUGCGGCAGCUCCAGAGGGAUGGACUGAGGAAUCUUUACCGGGGCUUGUUGCCCCCAUUGCUCCAGAAAAGCACGACAGUGGCCAUUAUGUUUGGCUUGUACGAGGACUUCUCUCGAGUCCUAUCGAACAGGGCUGAUGGCACUGGUGUGCCGGUGCUGGUAACGCGAAGCUUUGCCGCAGCAUUGGCAGGAACUGCAGAAGCCAUUCUGACACCAUUUGAGCGUGUGCAGACUCUCCUACAAGACCAUCGGCAUCACGGCCGCUUCAACAACACAGCUCAUACCUUUCGGACACUUCUGACCGAGUAUGGGUUCAGAGAAUGCUACCGUGGCCUCGUACCCAUACUCCUCCGUAAUGGCCCAAGCAACAUGCUCUUUUUUGGCCUUCGAGGACCCAUUAAAGAGCAGCUCCCGAAAGCCACUAGUUGGACAGGUAACUUGGUGAAUGAUUUUGUGUGUGGAGGGGUGCUGGGGGCCGGCCUUGGCAUUAUGUUCUAUCCACUCAAUGUGGUCAAGUCCCGGGCUCAGUCCCAGGUUGGUGGGGCCUUCCAGCCUUGUACAAAGGUGCUGCUGACCGUGUGGAGGGAGAGGGGUGGCAGCGUGGCUAAGCUCUUCAGAGGGGCUCACCUCAAUUAUCACCGAUCUCUCCUCUCCUGGGGAAUCAUCAAUGCCACCUACGAGCUGCUGCUGAAGAUUAUAUGAAAGAGGGGUGGCGAAGAAAGCAAAUUUAAGAGAAUGCAUUUAAAAUGGAAAAAUCUGUAUAGAGAGAUGGGGCCAGUUUGUCCAGAGAUGUUAAGUGAAGCAUAUGCUCCCAGUGUGUGGCAGUGUUUCUGGAAAACUGGAUUUUCUAUGCCCGAAAAUGAUAUUGCACUUGGGAUAGGGGCCAACAGUUGGCGUGAGAACAACCUGCCAUAGUGAGCAUUUACUAAUAUCUAAAGUUUUUAAUUUCACAACAUUCACUGUAGCCUACACAAAACUUGUACCAGGGUCCAAUUAAAAUGCCCUUGUUUGCUCUGUACAAAGAUUUAGUGGCACAAACUUGACCCCAGUGCUUUUUCCCCUCAGUUUCAUGCAAAUGUUACUUGACUGGAUCAGUUGUUUUGUAGACGAAGCUGUUUCCCCUUUUUGCCAAUUGUGCUGUGGUGUAAACAUUUGCUUGUUUGUUUGUUUUUUUAAUCAAGAGCACUUUGUCUGUGAAGUUAAACUCUGCCUUUCAACACUAACACCUUUGUGCUUCUUACCAUUGGGGGAAAAAAAACAUGUUGAUAUUGGCUGACAAUAAAAAAAAAAAUGUUAAUUGUACAAAAAUACAUGUUUUGGGGUCAACUUUCACACAGAUGGGCUAUUUUAAAUUCCUCUCAUACAAAUGAAUCCAUGUAAAAUGUUUUGGUCAACAGUUUGUCUUGUGUCAUUGACCUUUGACAAGUGUGAGUUGAUGUAUGUGUCACUAAAACAUACAGUUAAAUGUUGUCUUUUUUUUAUUAUUUGUCAACAUUCUGGGGUGUCUUUUCUUUUUAAAAAAAACUUGAGCACCUUCAUAAAAAUAAGUGCUCCUCAACAUUGGUUUCCAUUUUCUGAAAAAGUUCGGCGUGUCUGCUUUCGCCUGCUCUCUUCUCUGUCAGUAACAUCUGCUGACAUAAUGGGCUCAGAUUUCAAGCAUGAGUAAAUUCAGUUCACCAAGACACGGUCACCACGUGAGGCUCUCCCUGGACACAACAGCCCGAAGAGGAAAGGCAUGCUGCUCGACGCAGAGACCAAAUACUGACGGCGCUGAGAGAAGACGGAGAGGACAGAGGGUAAUGUUCAGUGGCACAAAAAGCUCAGGCUGCCAUGGAAAUGACAACUUGGCCUAUUUCUCCAGUUUCUUUUCAUCGUUCGGCCUACAGUCGGCCACAUUACUUCUCCUUUUCCGGGGGGUUUCUCCUUGAAAGUAGAACUUCGUAUUGAACUCAUUGAUGAAUAUUGCUGUUCGUUUCCUCCGUUUUGUGAAGCACAACGCUCAUUAAAAAUGUCAAAUUAUGAAUCGCAAUCAAAUGAUGUGUUGUCAGUGAAUAAUGGUUGUUUGUGGGGGUUUUACAUCUUGUAGAGUAUGCUUUGAUCACUGGAAUGUUGAAAAAAUGACGUGGUUACUUUCAUUAAACUGACUCUCUUCUGUGUGUUCUAACCUC
Molecule: messenger RNA, 2555 nt
Organism: Solea senegalensis (Senegalese sole)
Lineage: Eukaryota; Metazoa; Chordata; Actinopteri; Pleuronectiformes; Soleidae
Gene: slc25a51b
Product: solute carrier family 25 member 51b
Exons: 3
Coding region: 172-1089 (305 amino acids)
Source: RefSeq, a predicted model, not a curated record